Phanerochaete carnosa HHB-10118-sp is the source of this 401-nucleotide messenger RNA. RefSeq lists its product as uncharacterized. Gene Ontology annotation, biological process: protein secretion; intracellular transport. The coding region runs from base 76 to 291 and encodes 71 amino acids. The transcript has 4 exons. NCBI's taxonomy places the organism in Eukaryota, Fungi, Basidiomycota, Agaricomycetes, Polyporales, Phanerochaetaceae. The record is from RefSeq and is a predicted model, not a curated record.
AGCGCACACUGCAGCCCGGUUUCAUAUUACCAAUUCAUCAUACUAUAAGAACACGGUUGGAUCAAGCUCAAAAGCAUGUCUGCGCUCUUCAACUUCCAAUCCCUCCUGCUCGUCAUCCUCCUCAUGAUCUGCACAUGCACGUACAUCCGCGCCGUAGCACCGCGGCUCAUCGACAGGAACAAGCAAGGAUUCCUCGGACUCUUCUGGAUGUCCGCACGCAUAGGCGAACGGUUAUCACCAUGGGUAUCGAUGGCAUGUAUGGCUAUGGCCGUUACUAUCCUCAUCCAAUGAAACCCACUUCGACUUACUGUAUACUGUACUAAAUCGCUCUCGAAUACCCGCCAUACCGCAUCGCCACCUGUUAUCCUAAUGUCUAUCUAUGCCGUAGAACAAAUGCCCUU